UGUCAGCAGAAGUAUGCCAAAGACCUAUUAAAGAAAUAUAGGAUGCUCGAAUGCAAGCCAAUUGCCACACCUAUGGAGGCUAAUGCCGGGCUAUGUUCGGAAGAAGGAAAAGACUUGGAAGAUGCAACUAUGUACCGACAAAUAGUUGGUAGUCUAAUCUACCUUACAUUAUCGCGACCAGAUAUAGCUUAUGCAGUUGGUGUCGUUAGCUGGUUUAUGCAAACACCAAAGAAACUACAUCUUAAAGUAGUACGUCGAAUAUUGAGGUAUGUGAAGGGUACGAUAGACCUUAGUUUAUUGUACAAGAAAGGUGGAGCAUGCAAAAUAGUUGGGUACUGCGAUGCUGACUAUGGUGGUGAUCAUGACACACGACGAUCAACUACUGGAUACGUAUUCAACCUUGGCUCAGGAGCAAUCUCUUGGUGUAGCAAGAGACAACCUACAGUAUCUUUAUCAACCACAGAGGCUGAAUACAGAACAAUGACAAUGACAGCACAAGAAAGCACAUGGCUUAUACAGUUAAUGAGGGAUCUUCAUCAACCAAAUGAUUAUCCAAUGAUAUUGCACUGCGACAAUCAAUCAGCAAUCUGCUUGGCUGAGAAUCUAGUAUUUCAUGCUAGGACCAAGUAUGCGGAGGUACACUAUCACUUCGUGAGAGAGAAGGUACUUCAAGGAAAAAUUGAGAUGAGUCAUGUGAAGACCGACGAUCAAGUUGCAGACAUACUCACGAAAGGACUUAGCAAUGCUGAGUUCACAGAAUUCAGAAAACAACUUGGCAUGAUGAUCAAGGCAGAAUUGUGA
Magnolia sinica is the source of this 801-nucleotide messenger RNA. Its product is annotated as secreted RxLR effector protein 161-like. The transcript has a single exon. The record is from RefSeq and is a predicted model, not a curated record. The coding region runs from base 43 to 801 and encodes 252 amino acids. NCBI's taxonomy places the organism in Eukaryota, Viridiplantae, Streptophyta, Magnoliopsida, Magnoliales, Magnoliaceae.